This is a messenger RNA of Pocillopora verrucosa, 609 nucleotides long. Its product is annotated as melanocyte-stimulating hormone receptor-like. Gene Ontology annotation, cellular component: membrane. Lineage: Eukaryota; Metazoa; Cnidaria; Anthozoa; Scleractinia; Pocilloporidae. Gene Ontology annotation, biological process: G protein-coupled receptor signaling pathway. The record is from RefSeq and is a predicted model, not a curated record. Gene Ontology annotation, molecular function: G protein-coupled receptor activity.
AUGUUUGGUAUUCCUCUGUCCAUCAGUGCAGUUGUCGGAAAUGUUCUGAUCAUCGUUGUCCUUCACAAAGUGUCUUCUCUUCACCCGCCGUCAAAACUUUUGCUCGCUUGCCUUGCAUUCACAGAUUUGAGCGUCGGUCUUAUUGCACAUCCUCUUUUAUGUGGUCUCUUAUUUCCUCCAAAGCGCCUGAGUAGUUGUUCCAGGCUUUUGAUCGUUCUUAAUACGAGUUUUUUGUUUAGCGGUGUAUCUUUGUCAACGAUGACUGCAAUAAGUGUCGACAGACUUCUCGCUCUGUUGCUAGGGCUAGGAUACAGGCAAGUUGUAACUGUGAGGCGAGUAAAAAUUUCCAUCGUUGCUCUUUGGAUUUUGUGUUCCUCUGUCGUAAUGGUGGCAAUUUACAAUCGGCGCAUGGCUUUAGGUAUUUCCUCUGCAGGAUUAUUAAUGUGUAUAGUAAUAUCCACUUUCUGUUACACCAAAAUUUAUCGCACACUUCGUCUUUCUCAAGUACAAGUCCAAGACCAAAGUCACCGAGGACAGCCGAAUGAAGAAGGGACUUCACUAAACAAAGCGCGAUACAAAAAGACAGUGUAUUUACAUUGCGGUAUGUAA